Delphinapterus leucas (beluga whale) is the source of this 3566-nucleotide messenger RNA. It is a transcript of the gene TEKT1, whose product is annotated as tektin 1. Gene Ontology annotation, biological process: cilium assembly; cilium movement involved in cell motility. Lineage: Eukaryota; Metazoa; Chordata; Mammalia; Artiodactyla; Monodontidae. Gene Ontology annotation, cellular component: nucleus; microtubule cytoskeleton. The record is from RefSeq and is a predicted model, not a curated record.
UAUUAAUUCCUCGCGGCCGGGGCAACCCCAGGAAUGUCUCGUGGCUAACUCCGUGCAGCGCCGGGCUUGUGGCUUAGUGGUCCCGGGACGGCCUGCGGCUGCGAGGACCUGAAGCCAUCGUCCAGCCCAACAUCGCUGUACACCUGGGGAGUCCGAGACCCAGUGAGAGCAGUGCGGCCCGAGGUGGCCCAGCCCGCAGCAGGACCAAGGCCAGUCGCAGGUCUCCUGACUCCCAGCUUGGUGUCCCGCGUCUUCGUGGUAGGUUGAGAUGGCCGAGCAUCGGGCCUGAGCGCUCCCAGGCCACAUCCCCUUGUCCCCGGCGCUGGGGGAAAACACAACUCGCGCCUGCGCAGAGCCUUCUGGGGAAACAGCAGCUUCGCGGAAGACCCCGCCCCUUUUGCCCUGGUGACGCGUCUCCGGUUGCCAUGGAGACCGCGCUGUUUACAGCCCAGUUCUGCAAGAACCUGGAGCUCCGGUUGGGGACUUUAGAAACCUCAAAUGGCCAAACUACUGCAACAUCCACCCAAGUUCUUGCCCUCAGAGUGGCACAUUGCUAAUAAGAACCAGUACCACAGAGCAGAGGCCCAAAGGUCCCGGUCCGAACGCCUGGUGGCAGAAAGCCAGAGGCUUGUGAAUGAAAUUGAAAAGACCACAAGAAAAUCUCAAAGCGAUGUGAACAAGAAACUAGAGCAGAGGCUUGAGGAAGUCAGGUUCUGGAAGAAGGAGUUAGAUGAUAAACUUGAGCAGCUGGUGCACGCGACCGAAAAUCUACUCAUCUAUCAGACCAGAUUGGAGAAAGCCCUGGAGAGCUUUAAAGAACCCUUGCACAUCACUGAGAAGUGUCUGGAAUACAGGGAGAAGCGAGUUGGCAUUGACUUGGUCCACGAUGAGGUAGAGCAGGAGCUGAUCAAGGAGGCGGAGAUCAUCCGGGGGGUGAUGGCCCUGCUGACCCGCACCCUGGAGGAGACGUCCGAGCAGAUCAGGCUGAACCGCUCUGCCAAGUACAGUCUUGAAAAGGACUUGAGGGACAAGUUUACAGCCCUGACCAUUGAUGAUAUCUGCUUCUCACUCAACAACAACUCGCCAAACAUCAAAUAUUCUGAGAACAUCGUGAGGGUUGAAGCAAACUCUGUGAGUCUGGAAGACUGGUUGGACUUCUCCAACACCAACGUGGAGAAGGCCGACAAGCAGAGGAACAGCUCUCUGACGCUGAAGGCCCUCGUGGACCGAACCUUGUCCCAGACGGCCAACGACCUAAGCAGGCAAUGUGACGUGGUGGACACCGCAUUCAAGAAUGGGCUGAAGGAGACCAAGGACGCCAGGGACAAGCUGGCUGCUCAUCUGGCCAAGGUCAUGGAAGAGAUUGCCUCCCAGGAGAAAAAUAUCACAGUUCUUGAAAAAGCCAUCCUUGACCAAGAAGGACCUGCCAAGGUGGCUCAUACACGUCUGGAGACCAGGACACAUCGGCCUAAUGUGGAGCUGUGUCACGAUGGUGCACAGUACAGGCUGAUCAAGGAAGUCGAUGAGAUCACCCACAACAUCGCAAGAUUAAAGGAAACAUUAGCCCAAGCUCAAGUAGAGCUGCAAGGCCUGAAUGGCAGGCAGCUCGCCCUGCAGGAGGAGAUCCAAGUCAAGGAGAAUACCAUCUACAUCGAUGAAGUGCUGUGUAUGCGUAUGAGGAAGUCCAUCCCUCCAAGGGGCGGGGAUGACCACGGGAAGUGGGCCGGGGGCCUCCAUCCGGACACUGUCUGCUGAAAGUCGGAUUCUCAUUAAGCCAUUCUCAUUAAACAGAGUCAUAAAACCGUAGAACAGAACUCUCAUUUCAGGUGGGCAGAACUUCCAGUCAGCCCACCAGAAAGUCUUGGCUGGGGUUCCAGGCCUGCUCGGGGCCUGAGAUUUGGGUGCAAAGCUCUAUUCUGCUACUGCUAGUGGUGCUGUGGUUGUUUAAGGGUUAAGUUCCAUGAGUUAGCACAGGCCAUUCUUAUCACAGGGCUUCAGGCCUGGGGGAGGGGUCCAAGACAUUUUAGUUCAGAUUUAUUUCAAUUCAGAAGUUGGGCUGGAUCCCCUACUCAGACCAUGCCCAUCUUACUCAGGAGAGGACCGGCGAACACUUCUCCUGGCCCUCAAGAUUCCUUUUCCCUAGAAAACAAUGUGGUGGUUGCUGACUUAGACCCCUGGCUGGUCCACGGGAUGCAUGUUCAGUUCAUACGGAGCUUAGAUGAGAGAGGAGCAGCCCUGGGUCAGGAGUCCCCCGCCCCCACCCCGUAAGCCUUCCCAACACCUGUGGGCGUCUCUCUGGGCCUCUUUCUCUGGGGUGAAAUUGAGACAGGCUGGGACCUGAGACCCUCUAGUGGAGUGAUUGCACCUGAGCAAACAUCUCCCCGAGCAACAGAAUACAAAGAAACUAUAAGGGACUAAAAAUAACUAUGCACAAAAAGGCCACAAACCAACUGCUAUUUCUGAGGUGCCGGGAACAAAAACAGGGUACUGAGCAUGAUCCCUGCUCAGGGCACCACCAAGGGGGCUGGGCAGACCACCUAAGCCAGCCGUCUGUCCCACCCCCGUUGUUACCCAUUUAAGGAAGCAGCUUGAGCCCCCUCGGGGAGAGCAAAGGCACUUGUUACUUGCUUUCACUCCCUCGUGCUGCAGCGCUAAUCCCAGUAAAGCCUCGCCUGAAUCUCUUAUCUGGCUUCUUCUUGAUUUCUGUUGAUUAAAGAGUCCAAGAACCUGUGUGGGUAACAAAAGGAAAGAGGAGGGAUAGGACCCAAGGGCCCUCCAGCUCUUAGGAAGUUAGGGAUUGGGGAGCGGGUGAGCCAGGUUGCUGUUUUCUGGGGUCAUGGUUACUGACUCGGGGCCCUGGACUCUUUAAUCACUAGAAGUCGAUAAAAGGCCAGACGAGAAAUUCAGGCAAGGCUUUAUCGGGCCUCAUGCUGCAGCACAAGGGAGCGAAAACAAGUCACAGGUGCCCUUGCUUGAGGGGGGGCGGGCAUUCAGAUCCAUUCAGACCUUAGUCUCGGGAUUGCCAGCCUGGGAAAGAGGAAGGCGAGGUUCCUGGGCUCAGUAGGUAAGCCUUUCCAGUGGGCCGUCCUGUUGCACCACCGCGUGAAAAGGAUUUCUGGCUUUUGUUUUCUUUGCUGAAUGUAAACCAUUUGGCGUCGGUUUUCUGACCAGUUAGUAAUCAUUCGUAGUGGUUUUUUUAAUACUCAAGUGACAGUAACAGAAAAGAAAAAAGAAUUCCUCCCGUUCUCGCCACAGAUUCAAGUCAGUGGCUAAGAGUGUGGGUUCUGGAGUCACACAUAGCUCAGUUCAAGUUCUCCAGUCACACCCGCCGCCUAGGGCGCCUGUGGGUGAGAUAACCCACGAGAAGCGCUUCACAGCUUCACACAGAGCCCAUCCGGGGGUGGGGGGCAGCAAGCAGAGAAGGGACAGAGUCCAGACAGUCUAGGGGUUCCGGGGCUUGGGGACUGCUCGGAUAUACAGGGUGAGGGAGGGAGAGGGGCCAAGGACGGCUCCCUGGUUUCUGGCUUGGGUAUCAGAGUGAAUCGGGGCGUUUUGUUUGCUGAGAG